AUGUCGGACAAGAUGGCGGCGGCCGCGGCCUCCCCUCAGCCCCAGCCGGGCCCGGGCCCCCCGGCGGCGGAGGCGGAGGGCGGGGGCCCGCGCGGCGGCGGGGCGGACGAGGAGGCGGAGGCGGAGGAGUUCGGGUGCCCGGCGCACUGCUCCGACCUGGCCUGGCGGCAGAACGAGCAGCGCCGCCACGGCCUCUAUUGCGACAUCACUUUGGCCUUCGGGGGCGGGCGGCCCGGGGCGGCUCGCGAGUACCGGGCUCACCGCUCCGUCCUGGCCGCCGCCACCGAGUACUUCACGCCGCUGUUCUCGGGGGGCUUCGCCGAGUCGCGCUCGGACCGCGUGGAGCUGCAGAAGUGGAAUUCGGAGGGCGGCCCCGACCCCGACACGGUGGAGGCCGUGGUGGGCUUCAUGUACACCGGCACCAUCCGCGUGAGCCCCGGCAACGUCCAUGAGGUGCUGGAGAUGGCGGACAGGUUUCUGCUGACCCGCUUAAAGGAGUUCUGCGGAGAGUUCCUGAAGAAGAAGCUCAACCUCUCCAACUGCGUGGCGGUGCACAGCUUGGCCCACAUGUACUCCUUGAACCAGCUGGCCCUCAAAGCCCAGGACAUGAUCCGGAGGAACUUCCACAAAGUUAUCCAGGAUGAGGAGUUCUACACUCUGCCCUUCCACCUCAUCAGGGACUGGCUUUCAGACUCGGAGAUCACAGUAGACUCUGAAGAAAUCCUCUUUGAGACUGUCUUGAAGUGGGUGCAGAAGAAACCCGAGGAAAGAGAGAGGUACUUUGAAGAUCUCUUUAAACUGCUUAGAUUGUCUCAGAUGAAACCCACUUACCUUACCCGCCACGUCAAAUCAGAGAGGCUGGUGUCGAGUAACGAAGCCUGUGUGAAAUUAGUGUCUGAAGCCGUGGAGAGUCACGCCUUGCGCUCGGAGAACUUGCAGUCUGGCAACCUACAACAUUCCGCUUGUCCGGUAGCGCUGUUACCGCGUUUCGGACAAAACAUGGACGUCAUUAUGGUGAUUGGUGGUGUGUCGGAGGGAGGAGAUUACUUAAGCGAGUGCGUAGGGUAUUUCAUCGAUGAAGAUAGGUGGGUAAACUUACCACACAUACACAACCAUCUCGAUGGGCACGCGGUUGCCGUGACAGAAUCUUAUGUUUAUGUGGCUGGCUCCAUGGAACCAGGCUUUGCCAAGACUGUAGAAAGGUACAAUCCGAACAGGAAUAUUUGGGAGCAAGUUUCAAAUCUAAUAACCAGAAAGCAUUCUUUUGGCCUUACUGAAGUGAAAGGAAAUUUGUACAGUAUUGGCGGACAUGGCAAUUUCAGUCCUGGCUUUAAAGAUGUGGCCAUUUAUAAUCCCGAGCAAGAUAAAUGGCUUAACCUGGAGUCAGCACCAAAGAUUCUUCGUGAUGUCAAAGCUGUUUCUGUUGAAGACCGGUUUGUUUAUGUUGCUGCUCGUACCCCGGUCGACAGCGAUAGCGAAGAUGGCUUGAGGGCGGUUAUUAUCAGAUACGAUACUGAAACAAGGCAGUGGCAGGACGUGGAGUCUCUGCCGCUCGUUGAUAAUUAUUGCUCGUUUCAGAUGUCUGUCGCUAACACAAACUUUUACCAUACAGCAUCGUGCUGCCCCAAGAGUUACCCCAUAGAUAACGAGGAAGCUAAAAGAAAGAUCUCUGGGAGGGCCUCCGAUGAAAUACUGGAAAGCUUGCCCCCGGAGGUUCUUAGCAUUGAAGGAGCAGCUAUUUGUUAUUAUAAAGAUGAUGUUUUCAUCAUCGGGGGGUGGAAGAACAGCGAUGAUAUUGACAAGCAAUACAGGAAGGAGGCCUAUCGUUACUGCGCUGAGAGAAAGCGCUGGAUGCUCCUGCCUCCGAUGCCCCAGCCUCGCUGCAGGGCGACAGCCUGCCACGUGAGAAUCCCCUUCAGGUGCUUGCAGGGAACACAGAGAUACCCCAUGCCGCAAAACUUGAUGUGGCAAAAAGAUAGAAUAAGGCAAAUGCAGGAAAGGCAGAUGCAGGAAAUGCACCGACACUCCCUGAGCUUAAGGAGAAUGCCCCGCUCGCAGAUUGAGUGCUAGUUUCUGGAAUAUCACUCCUCCCGAGGAAUCUGGGAAAUAAAUACUGUGCUAAACCAUUUUGUUAGGCUUAAUGUGUCUUUAUAAGACAUGAGGGUUUUGAUUUGGUGUGUAAAACCAGCAUCCUUUAUGUAUUGAAGAUUAAGAAGCUCAGAAAUUGAGGGUGGAUGGGAAUUGGGAAACUACGUGAAUCCAAUCCGAUGUUAUUUACUGGUGCCCAGGGAAAAGCUGUAGCCUGUAACGGGCUGUGAAGUAUCUCCAGGAACGUUGAGUCUGUUAUUUCUCUCUUCAGAUCUUUGUUUUCAAGGAUUCCUGUAGAAAUGCUCUAACAGUUCUAUUUUGAAAAUCAAAGAUCUCUAUCUUAAUAAUUUAGUGGUUACAUUUGUGUGUGCUUGAAAGCACCUGUUUUAUUUGCACUUAUAUAUUGACAUUCCUUUGAUUCUCUACUCAGUGACUAAACUUCACAUCUAGUUGGUGUUAGUGUACUUGGCUUUCCCAAGCUGGAGGCAAGUGCAAUAGUUAUAACUAUAUCUGAAAACAAAAGCACAAUCUUUCUUUAUAAAAUUACUUCAGGAUGUUUCUACGUGUAUUAAAUAUUUUGUAUCUGUAUGGUCUAGAAAGGCUGCGGAGUUUGUUUAUAAAUGGGAGAUUGGCAGAGCCUCAGACACUUGCUAAAACAGAGAACUUGAGGCAGUAGAUUUUUUUUCAGUUACAUCUGAAGAUGCUCUGAGUUUGUCUUUGACAGCUUCAUGAGAAACUUGGGUCAACAAUCAGCCUGAUAAAAGGAGUGCAAACCAGCCAAGUAGCCACCCCCCAGCAUGGACUGCUCAUUUCUGUCCAUGUGGGUUGGUGAGAAUGAAGAUUCUUUCACAGUAAUAGAUUGGAAUCUGAGCUAUUUGUAUAUCCUUUCCCAAGUGUUGCACGUGUUUUAAUUCUGAUGAAAAAGCACUGAGAAGAGCCCCCAUGAGCUUGUUUCCAGCCUGUCUUUGACAAUCAGUACCCUUUGCCUUCAGUAUUCCUUCCCCAGAACCUCCCAGCAGGUCUCCUGCCAAGCUCCCCGGCAAAUCGGCCCUUGGAGUUCCUCUUGGAGUGAGGUGGUUGAGUUUUCGUAGUCUCUGAAUAUCUUAAUUUCCCCACUCACUGUGGCAGUAAGAUUAAAGCUGAUUCAAAUACCUUUUGGCAUUUUGAGGUGGUUUUAUAUAAAUCAGUGCCCUGUUGGCUCUGGUUUGCUUUACUGCUCUACUCCCAGGGAACAGAACAUGGAAUAUUAUUCCCUUUGGAGUAUCACUGCCUCUUGGUUAACAGUCCCUCUGAGCACUCCUCCCCCCUGGGCUGAGGAGCUCCAGGAUGGUCUAGGUUAAUUCAGUGUAUCCUUCCUACCUCCUCUUCUUCCCCGUCCUUCCCUUCAUUGGAAUGUUUCAGGAUUUCACAGGCAGCCUAACUCAGGAUCCCAGGGAAGGGCAGGGAACAGUAACCAGGGUGUUCCAGACUUGGUGUAGCCAGACACUGUUGGAGAAUCUGUUGACUGUCUUUGGUUCAUAUGAUGAUUUGCUGGUGGUUUUGAUGUGAGCAGCUUCUUUGCAAAAGAACUUCUAAACAGUUUGGUUUCUUUGUUUUGUUUUUUAAUUGUUUAGCUUACUGAGCUGAUACUUCUCAUUUUCCCAUUCAGCAGGCAGCCUAGAUCCUGUCUGAAACACCGGGUAAGUCUCUCAACCACAGUGUGUGAAGGUUUCUCUGAUGUGUAUAGCCCUUAACGCUCCACUUUGCAGUUCACUUACCACUUUUGAUAUCCAUUAUGUUGUCUUUGUGUAAUAGAAUAAUCUAGCCUUAUUUCAAACAAAUGCACACACACCCUGGAAAUCUGAAAUCAGUUUAGUCUCAAUUGGCUCAUCUGUGGUAGCCGUGUUGUAUUUUAUUUGCCCGUUGGAUUGUUAGGGCAGAUUAAAUUGUAAGGUGCUGGCCUGAUGCAAGAGAGGAAAUAGGUAAGUUCAGGUUUCAGGCUGAUGUCCAGAAGUGGCUGUUACAAACCAGUGCCUGCAGGCCUGGAACUGAGGGGUUAAUCAGUGGAGUUUGGUCCAUGAAUUCUUGCAGAUUUGGCUGGAGUGGUUUGAGAAUUACUGCCCCUCCAGCAGGGUUUGUGAGUAGAAGUGUGAAAACACCUCACGGCUUUAGUACUGGAUCCAUUGAUAUAACUUAGAUCUGUGGGAGCUGGUUUUAAGAUACUUUUACCAGAUUCUGCCCAGAAGAGUUUACAUGCUCCACCCCCUGACUUUCCUGUAGGGAUGUAAUGGGCUGUGAAAAAGCCCUUUUGUAGUCUGUCAACAAAAUGGACCAUUUGUAGGGAGAAACAGAAAGAUUAUUACUUCAAUUGGAAUAGUUUGGUGUGUGGCAACACGCGACAAAGUUAGAUGCAAGAGCAAACUGCUCACAGUCUUUCUUUUUUUGAAGCAAAAUUGAUCCUGCACUUGCCGUGGGGACUUCAGGCUGCCCUAGGAGCUGUGCAGCUCAUAAAACAUUCCACUCAAAGGCAGUGCCAGCACAGUGUAGGGUCCAGAGUGCCCGUCGGGAAUGCCAGCCGUGGUCCUGUGUGUGGUGCACGAUACCUCCGCCCGCUCCGGUUGCAUGGGGAGUGAUGGGCACUGGGAAUGGCACCAGUUUGCUCUAACCUUUGCUAUGCCGAGUCUGUGGAGUUGUUAAGUCGUUUGGGGUUAUUUUAGCCUUGACUUGAAGUGGACCAAUUGCAUUGCACAUGGAUUUUUAACUGACAAGUCUUAACCGUCUGUCGUAUCACCUGUAGGUGUUUGGAAGAAUUGCUUUAAUUCUGGCUGUAAUUUAUCCUGCAGACCUGUGAAUGGGGUACCACAUCCCCUGGUGGCCCUUGACUGCCGUAGCUUGCUGAAUGUUUAUCAAAUGAUGCUCUAAAAAAAAAAACCCUGGGAAUUCUUUCAGUACAUUUCUAAUGGCUUUUUCAAUGUCAGUAGGAUCCUGGUGUGUACUCAGUUCGGUGUCAGCAGGCCGACUCCUGGCCUUCCUCCUGUAAAAGAGCAUCAGCUGGAGAUUUUCCUCUGCCUGCUGACAGUCGUACCUCUAUCCCGGUACAGAAUACGUGCCACAAAAUGCAUGUUUCGUGUCCUAUCUUUCUCCUCAUAGUGCUGGUGGGGUAGGACACAUCCUGCCCCACGCUUGGUGGUCACCAGAUCCAUUUCCAGAUGCCACACGUGGACGUCAGGUUUUAUAACUCCCUGAAUACUCUGGUGUGUGCUGGGCUUGUGUGUCUUAUUAACGAGACUUCCUCUUGCACAGAGCAGGGUGCCACUCCAGAAAUGAGGACAGCAUGCCAGCUUUGUAGCAUGUGUUAUGAAUGACUGUGCCGAGCAUUCUGCUCUACGAGUUCAAUAUCAUUUUUCUCCAUUACAGAAAGUGUUAAAUCAGAAGUAUAUUAAAGUAUUCCUCCCGUGGGGGAAUAGGCUGAGCACCACUGGCAAACCCAGUCACAAAGAGUUGCAACUUUUUACUUUUUUUUUUUUUUUUUAAAGAACCUUAUAACGGUUAUGCUGUAACAUUCAGUGGGCUUAAACAAGCAAGCUUAAAAUAAAUGGAUUUAUUUUCAGCUCUGCUCACAUUACGUGCGGGUAUAAAUCCUAUCUCUGAUCUGACAGCCCGCCCAGAACUCUGCUCAAACGGGUGCUCCUGGGAAUCUAAUCUGUUGCUGGUGUGAAUGCAAAGUGCAGAUCUAACGAGAUGUGUGGGGCCUAUUAAGAGUCAGAUACUCCUUGUGGGUCCAUGUCACUGCAGGGCACGGCGGUAGCAAUCCCUGGGGCUGGUGCCAGAGGCUCCAGCAGAUUGCCCAGAGAAGCAGCACUCCUGGAGCUGCUCCCAGUGAGGUCCAGUAGGAUGUGUGUAGAGGCCAUUGGAAACAAACCCUACUGUAAUGUUCUUUACCUUCAGUACACUGUAUUAAAGUUUAUUGUAGUAAGUGAAUGGAUGAAAAUAAACUUUUUAUUUCUCUA
This is a messenger RNA of Calidris pugnax (ruff), 6077 nucleotides long. It is a transcript of the gene KLHL11, whose product is annotated as kelch like family member 11. Gene Ontology annotation, molecular function: protein binding. NCBI's taxonomy places the organism in Eukaryota, Metazoa, Chordata, Aves, Charadriiformes, Scolopacidae. The transcript has 2 exons. The record is from RefSeq and is a predicted model, not a curated record. The coding region runs from base 1 to 2070 and encodes 689 amino acids.